AUGAAUCGACCAACCCUCUGCGAAGAACUCCAAGCGGAAAUUCUCUCAUGGCUUCGGGUUAAGACUCUUCUGCGUUUCAAGUGCGUCAGCAAAUCGUUUCAUUCAUUGAUCUCCGAUCCAUGGUUCGUGAAGCUGCACCUUCAAAGAUCACCCAGAGGCGUGGACUUGCUGUUGGAGUACUUAGAAGACGACAAUAAUCUGGAAAGUCGUUUCCUCGUUCCCUGCCACAUCGGUUCUUUAUCAGACAACCAUAAAGCGACGGUUGCCCACGACCGAACCCUGGGAUUCGAUAUCAGCGGGUACGGGGUUAUCGGAAGCUGCAACGGAUUGGUGUGUAUGGCGGGACGAUGUAAGAAAGACGAAAGAUGCAUGUUUUGCGUGUGGAACCCUGCCACCAGAGAAACAUUGGAGGAUCUCAAAUGUUCAUUCCCCAUUCCUUCCGGCCAUCAUCCUCGUCGCAAGGUUGCGUUUGGCUACGACGAUCUGAGCCAUGCUUACAAGGUGGUGUUGAUGCUCGACGCCCUUGAUCUCAAUAGACGUUCCAUCUACCGCGACGUAAAAGUUUGCAACGUAGGUGGCAACAGUUGUUGGAGAAGCGUCGAAAGUUUUCCCGCUAAAACCACAAUGCAGGGUUCAGGAUGGGGAGUGUAUCUAAAUAGCACCCUUAACUGGGUAGGGUUGGAUCUUCACGAUAACCACCCACAUGAUUCCUAUAUUACAUUUGAUGAAUCGGUGAUUGUUUCACUUGAUCUUCGGAACGAGAAGAGCUCGCAGUUCAUGUUGCCUCAAGCUCUUCAUGGAAUCUGCAUGAAUGGAAUCUGCAUGAGAGGUUCUCACUCUCUAGGAUACGAUUGGGAUUUUCACGACUGUUUGGGGGUUUUGAAGGAUUGUUUGACAGUGUUUUUUCACGAUCACAACAAAAGACAUAUUUCGAUUUGGCAGAUGAGGGACUUUGGGAACCAUAAAUCUUGGUCUCUUUCUCUGAACAUCGCCAUGCAAGAUCUUCAGAUUGUUUCCAUGCCACGUCCUUACUUACACCCACUGAUCAUGUUAGAAGAGAAUGAAGUUCUGUUCAUCGAGGGUACAUAUAAGCGAAUAAGAAGAGUUAUAUACGAUCGAAGUGGUAAUAUUGUAGAACACCCUCAAAUUCACUGCAACAUAUUUGGGAUCUACCCCAUGGCUUAUGUUCAAAGCUUGGUUUCCCAGAAGUCUCUAGGUCUUUGUGUUUAG
Molecule: messenger RNA, 1230 nt
Organism: Vigna unguiculata (cowpea)
Lineage: Eukaryota; Viridiplantae; Streptophyta; Magnoliopsida; Fabales; Fabaceae
Product: F-box/kelch-repeat protein At3g23880-like
Molecular function (GO): protein binding
Source: RefSeq, a predicted model, not a curated record